AUGUCUGAAAGAGUUACACGAACUCGAAAUGCAAGUGUUGCGCGAAAACGAUAUGGAGAUGAAUUUGAACAAGUUCCACUGAAAAGGCCGUAUAAUAAAAGUGAAGUGAGUUGGAUUUUUAAUGGUUAGGAGAGGUUUUCUGGUGAAAAUUUGAUAUUUUCAAGCUUAAAAACCUGAAAUAGCUCAAUUUUCAGUGUUUUUCUGGUAAAAUUCACAGAAAAAUGCUUCCAGGGUUGAAAAAUCCUGAAAUUUAACUAGAAAUGCGUCUGAAAACUUGAAAAACUCGAAUUUCCAUGAAAAUUGAUUAAAAUUUCACUGAAAAAUUGAAUUUUUAGGCAAAAAAUAGCAUUUCUCAUGAAAACUCGUAUUCUAGGGUUGGAAAUUCUUGAAAUUUCACUGAAAAAUAGGAUUUUUGGUCAUAAAUUAGCAUUUUUCAUGAAAAAUCGUAUUCUAGGGUUGAAAAUCCUUAAAAUUUCACUGAAAAAUUGAAUUUUUGGUCAAAAAUUAGCAUUUUUCAUGAAAAAUCGUAUUCUAGGGUUGAAAAUCCCUGAAAUUUCACUGAAAAAAAGCAUUUUCGGUGAAAAAUUAGCAUUUCCUGUGAAAAAUCGUAUUCUAGAGUUAAAAAUCCUUGAAAUUUCACUGAAAAAUUGAAUUUUUCAUGAAAAAUCGUAUUCUAGGGUUGAAAAUUCUUGAAAUUUCACUGAAAAAUUGAAUUUUUGGUCAAAAAUUAGCAUUUUUCAUGAAAAAUCGUAUUCUAGGGCUGAAAAUCCCUGAAAUUUCACUGAAAAAUUGAAUUUUGCAAACUCAAAAGCAUUUUUCAUGAAAAAUCUUAUCUUAGGGUUGAAAAUCCCUGAAAUUUCACUGAAAAAUUGAAUUUUUCAUUUAAAAAUCACAUCAUAGACUUCAAAAAUCCCCAAAUUUCUUUCAGCCCUCCACAAUCAAAGUAAAAGUUCCUCCCUCCUCUUCUUCAACCAAAAAAGACACUCCAAAAUUCGUCAAAAAUCUCUCGCAAAAAUCCGGUGCCAAAGAGUUCACAACAAGUUCGGAAGACUCGGAAAUCGAUGUGACUGGAGACUGUGUUCUGCCAAAAAUCACUGCGUCGGGCGAGGAAAUAGUGUGCAAAAAUGAGAGAACACCGACGAAAAAUGAGGAUUUUGGACAAGAAGAUGAUGAAGAUGAAGAAGAGGAACAGCAGGAUGGUGGACAUAUGGAUACAGAAAUGGUUUUUAGCAGUUUUCCUUGUCAUGUUAUUCCGGAUACACUUGUUAGAUUGACAAAGACACCGGUUGAUGGAGAACAUUUGGAGGUAUAUUUGAAAAGCUGAAAAUUUGCGAAAUUUCGAGCCCAAAAUCGUGAUUUUUGAUGGAUUUUGAGCUCAGCUACCAAAAAUGCGCCAGCAAGAGUCUAGAUUGACCUGUUGUAGCUAGAAAUCGUAUUAUUUUGACCUACAAAAUAUACGUCAACAAAAGCUUGUGUUGACGCAUGUUUUGUAGGUCAUAAUCUUGUAAUUAUGAGCUACCAAAAAUGCGUCAGCAAAGAUCUCGAUUGACGUGUUUUAUGCAGCUCAAAAUCGUAUUAUUUUGACCUACGAAAUAUACGUCAGCAAAAGCUUGUGUUGACGCAUGUUUUGUAGGCCAAAAUCUUGUAAUUAUGAGCUACAAAAAAUGCGUCAGCAAGAGGCGCGUCUUUUGCAGCUCAAAAUCCCACGAUUUUUACCUACCAAAAAUGCGUCAGCAACAUACUCUACUGGCACACUUUUUGUAGACCAACAUUGAAUUUCAGGUCAGAAAAAUGGCGAAUGGUCGACUUCGAAUUCUUGUAGCUGGUAUGAAAACCUACACGGUAAGUCAUUUUUUUUUUCAAAAAAUUUGCCACGUGUCUCACAUUUUUUGUGAUCUCUGGCGCCAUGUUAUUUUUGGCACCCCAACAAAAAAUUGUGUUCCUUGGGUGGUCCCGUGGGUCACAUUUCAACAUUUUCUUCACAUUUUUCACAAAAAAGUUUUUUUCAAACUUUUUUUGAGGGAAAAAAUUUGUGAAAAAAUUUGCGAAGGCGAAAAUUUAUGCUGAAAGUGUGAAUUUUGUAGCUAAAAUUGAGCAGGGACCAUUUUUCCGGCUGAAAUUCGAGAAAAAUCGGAUUUUUCAUGAAUCUAGUUCAAAAAAACCUGUAAAAUUCAUUUUUUCAUGAAUUUAGGCUUGAAAUUCACCGAAAAGCUUAAUUUUCAGCUCAAAAAAACCUGAAAAGUUCAUUUUUUCAUGAAUCUUGGCUUAAAAUUUGCCAUUUUCAUAAUUUUCAGCCUGAAAUUCGUUAAAAACCAUAUUUUCAGCUCAAAAAACCUGUAAAAUUCAUUUUUUCAUGAAUCUUGGCUUAAAAUUGGCCAUUUUCAUGAUUUUUAUUUCAAAAACCCUGGAAAUUCACAAAAAAUACUAUAAAAGCUCAAUUUUCAUGAUUUUCAGUCUGAAAUCACUCCAAAAUUUAAUUUUAAGCCCAAAAAUCCCCCCUAGGCUUAAAAUUGGCCAUUUUUCAUGAUUUUUACCUCUAAAUCACCCAAAAGUCCAUCCCAAAUCCAAAAAUCUCAAAAUCUGUUCCAGCCCUACUCCACAAUGACUCAUCGUCCUUGCAUCGUUUGUAAUCGUCAAAUGACAUGCGGUGAAAUGCACCUCAAUUUUCCCGCCGAUUUGGAUCGCCGUCGAAUUUGGGCAAAUCUCCUGGGCUUCAAAUACAAGGAUAUUUUACGGUCGAAAAUCGGCCCCGUCACUUUAUCUGUAGCCGGCGGACCGAUUUGUACCGAACAUUUUUCCGAGGAAUGUUUCCGGAAUCACAAUUUCAACAAGGCUGCCAUUGAGGCUUUUGGUGUGCCGGUUGCGAUUUCGCCCGAUGUUAAGACGACGCCGAGUAAGAAGAGGUGAGGUUUUGGGGGAAAAAGAGCCUGACUAGGCCUAAAAUGAGCCUAGAUAUGCUAAAAUCCAUGAAAAUUGAGCCUAAAUAGGCUUAGAAUGCCUCUAAAAAUGUUUUGAAGAGCCUAAAAUGAGCCUAGAUCAGGCCUAACCUGAGAAAGCUCAAUAUGGGCCCAAAUAUGCUAAAAUUCAUGCAAAUUGGGCCUAGAAACGGUGAACAUGAGCCCCAAUAGGCCUAGGAUGAAUUUCAAGCUGAAAAUGUCCAAAAAUUGCUGAAAUCUUGAAUUUUCACCUAAAAUUCACUGAAAAUGAUGAAUUUUGACCCAAUUUCCAUUCAAAAAUGGUCCGAAAAUUCUUUAAUCUUUUUGGGAUUAUAUUUUGUGUUUCCAAAAAAAAAAUCUAAUAAUAAACACUUGUGUCUUUCUUUCUUUCUUUUUUGUGCCCUUAUUAGAUGUAUUUAUUUAUUUUAUUUUAAGUAAACUUUGGUCUCUUUUGGAGAAAAUGGGGGUUGAAAAUGGCCUACAAAAUAUGCGUCAGCGAAAUUGCUUGUUGACGCGUUUUUUGUAGACCGAAAACAAAGAAAACUGACCUACAAAAUAUGCGCCAGCGAAAUUGCUUGUUGACGCGUUUUUUGUAGACCAGAAACAAAGAAAAUUGGGCUACAAAAUUUGCGUCAGCAAAAUUGCUUGUUGACUCGUUUUUUGUAGACCAAAAACAAGGAAAAUUGGCCUACAAAAUAUGCGUCAUCGGAAUGCUUGUUGACGCGUUUUUUGAAGCUCUUAAAACCUGAUCUACAACCUGCAAAAUAUGCGUCAACUAAGAGUUUCACUGACGUGUUUCUUGUACCUUGAAAACCUGCAAAAAUUGUUUCAGAAAAGCUUUGAAUUGACGCAUAAUUUGUAGCUAGAUGAUUGUUACAAAUUUCGCGUCAACUAAGAGUUAUACUGGCGUGUUUCUUGUAACUUGAAAAUCUCAUAAAAAAUCAACACUGACGCAUUUUCUUCCAGAGUCCCAUGGGUUUGCACAAUCUGUCCAUUCAACACGUGUGACGUCACCGAACUCCGUGAUCAUUUAGUUGAACACACUGACGAAAUGAUGAAAGAUCAAUUGAACUCUCUGCAUGCUCCACCAGCCGGUUUCAUGUGUCCAUUCUGCCGUAAAUGCACCUACGGCUAUCGCACAGUUUCCGGAUUCCGCCGACAUUUGCUAACUCCACCAGUUCAACAUUGUCACCUGCGCAGGAUCUAUGAAUUCGCCAAAAUGAAUUGUCGCGCGUCGGAAUUGGAGCCGAUUGAUUCGUGGGAGAAGUGGACGAGACGCAAUGUUUAUGUGGCUUAUCAUGGAUGUGAACCGCCGGUUGAUGAGAUUGUAUUGACACCGUCGCCAACGAAGAAAUCCGGGGGAAAGGUUGGUGUUUUUGCUGGAUUUUAGGCGAGAUUUGGAGCAUUUUGAUACCAAACACUCUACAAAAUUCGCGCCAGCAGGAAUAUAGAUUGACGUGUUUUUUGUAGCCCAAAAUCCCAAUAUUUUGACCUACAGAAAAUGCGUCAACAAGAAUGUGGACUGACGUGUUUUUAUCCCCUGCAAACAUCGACGUUGACACGAUUUUUGUAGCCCAGAAGAAGCUAUUUCUCGACCCACACAAUUCGCGCCAGCAGGAAUAUAGAUUGACGUAUUUUUUGUAGCCCAAAAUCCCAUUAUUUUGACCUACAGAAAAUGCGUCAACAAGAAUGUGGAUUGACGUGUUUUUUCCCCUGCAAACAUCGACGUUGACACGAUUUUUGUAGCCCAGAAGAAGCUAUCUCUCGACCUACAAAAUUUGCGUCAACAAGAAUGUAGAUUGACGUGUUUUUUGUAGUAGAAAAACAUCUGCAAAAUUAGCGUCAACAAAGCCUGAAAUCUCAUCAUUUUGAGCUACAAAAUCUACGUCAACAAAGCAACAUUGACGCAUUUUUUGUAGACCUACAAAAAAUACGCCAACCCAAACUCUUCACUGACGCAUUAUUUUCAGCAACGCUUCGACCCGAAACGUCAAGCCGGUCAAUCAACAUCCGGUGCAGUUCGAUCACUCUCAUUUGGCAAUGAGCCAACUUCAGCUGGUGGAGCAAGUGCGCUCCAACGCAAAUCCCAUCUCCUUCCCAACAAUCCACCCAAAAAUGAGCCAAUUCAAGAGGAAUUGGAUGAAAAACCAUUGCUCAUGUUAGUUUUUCACCCAAAAAAAUGUGUUAAAAUGCUCAAAAAUCUCUGAAUUUUCAGCCCGCCACCACCAAUUUCCACAGAUGGUUCACAAACUUCAACAUCCACAUCUUCGCCCACAAAAAAACCACAAAAUGAGCCGAAAAAAGAGCCGAAAGUCGAUGACGUGGCAUUUGCGCAAAUGAUUGAGAAACGGGCCAAAAAUCUGCAACGAUUGAUGAAUGCCAAAAAGCCCACAACUCAACAGGCUGUCAAGCCCAGAAAGCCCAAUUUUACGCUGAAAAUGGGAGCAGCUGCUGGAACGGUACGGGGGGAAAUGAGCGAAAUUUUGAGAUUUUUAGUGAAUUUUGAUGGUUUUUAGUCAAAAAAUCUGAAAAUUUAGCUGGAAAUCAUUGAUUUUCACUCAAUUUUAUGCUGAAAUUUGAGAUUUUCAGUGAAAAUUUGACCCAGAAUGUGAAUUUUGAAGGUUUUCAGCCAAAAAAUAUGAAAAUUUAGCUGGAAAUCACUGAUUUUCAAUCACUUUUAUUGAGAUUUUCAGCAAAACAUCGGCAAUUUUUUAUCCCGGAAAAAUUAGGUUUCAAAAAUUUUAGAAAUUUUUUUGAGAUUUUUGGAAAUUGUUAUUCAUGGGAAUUAGCUUUUCUAUAAAAUUAUUGAAAAUUUAGCUGAAAAUCCUGACAGUUUCAUGCUGAAAUUUGGUUUUAGAUCUAAAAAUGCUUAAAAAUUGAUUUCUGGGUAAAAACUUGUAGAAAAUCCCGAUUUCCAGCCAAAAAUCCCGAUUUUCAGAGCGAAAUCAAGCCAAAAAUCGAAGGAAUUGUGAAAGAAGAAGUUGUUUUGGAAGACGAAAGACCGUUGAAAUCGGUUUUGGCUCGAAGUUUUGCGGCCGGCGAAAAACCAUCGAUGGAAAAAUACAAAUUGACACCACAAAUAAUGGCUGAAGAGAUGAAAAAACAACAACAAUACGCGAUGCCGCCGCAACCGCAACCGAAAAUUGUCAAAAAAUCCGAGAUUAUUGUGCGAAGAUUUGGUGGCGGUGGUGGGGUUUUGGGCGGAAAACGACCAAUGAUUUUGUCGUCGCCGAGAAGUGAGUGAUUUUGGGCGGGAAAUGAGCCAAAUUUCGAGAUUUUUGAGCAAAAAUGAGCCAGGAAGCGUGGAUUUUUGACCUACAAAAUUUGCGUCAACAAAUAACCUUAUUGACGUGUUUUUUGUAGCUCGAGAAACUCCUUUAUUUGACCUACAAAAUUUGCGCCAGCAAAUACCCUUAUUGACGUGUUUUUUACCCUGAAAACCUUCUUAUUUGACCUACAAAAUAUGCGUCAACAAAUACCCUUAUUGACGUGUUUUUCGUAGCUCGAAAACCAACCUUAUUUGACCUACAAAAUAUGCGUCAGCAAAUACCCGUAUGGACGUGUUUUUUGUAGCCUAAACGCCCCUUUAUUUGACCUGCAAAAUAUGCGCAAGCAGAUACUCUUAUUGACGUGUUUUUUGUAGCUCAAAAACCUUUGUAUUUAAUCUACAAAACUUACGUCAGCAAAUAUCCUUAUUGACGUGUUUUUGUAGCUCGAAAACCUUCUUAUUUGACCUACAAAAUUUGCGCAAACAAAAUCUAGAUUGACGCAAAUUUAGCAGGUUUUGGUUUUCCCAUUUGAAGUCAAAUUUUAUUUUUUUGUUUGUUUACAAAACUUGGGUUCCCUUAUCUUAUCAUUGCACUUUUUUUGCAAAAAAAAAUUAUUUUUCUAAAUUUUUUCAAAACAAAAAUUGAUUUUCAGCUAAAAAUCUCAAAUUUUCAGCAAAAAUCGUGCCAAAACCCGAAGCUGCGCGUGAAAAAUCGAUAACUCCGCCCACACAACAACUUGCACAAACUCCCAAAAAUGAGCCGGUGCCUGAGCCAACUACUCAACCCGAGCCCGAAAUUCAAGCGGAGCCCGAAAAAUCGACGGCUGCUCCACCAAUGAUGACAUUGGCGGAUGCGUUGGCGAAACAAGGAGAAUCGGAAGAGGAUCCGAAUUUGGAUGCGAAUUUGGAGGAAUUGUUGAAAGAUGUGAGGUUUUGGGGGGUUUAAAAUGAGCUCUGGAGCAUUUUCUGAGUGAAAAUUUGGAUUCUGGAGUGAUUUUUGACCCUGGAAUCGAUUUUUGAGCUGAAAAUGAGCUUUGGAGCAUUUUCUAACUGAAAAAUUGGAUUCUGGAGUGAUUUUUGACCCCGGAAUCGAUUUUUGAGCAGAAAAUGAGCUUUGGAGCAUUUUCUGAAGGAAAAAUUGGAUUCUGGAGUCAAAAAUGAGCCCAGAAUCGAUAUUUGAGCUAAAACUGAGCUCUGGAGCAUUUUUUUGAAGGAAAAUUUGGAUUCUGGGGUCAAUUUUGAUCCCAGAAUCGAUUUUUGAGCCAAAAAUGAGCUCUGGAGCAUUUUUUGAAGGAAAAAUUGGAUUCUGGAGUCAAAAAUGAGCUCUGGAGCAUUUUCCGAGUGAAAAAUUGGAUUCUGGAGUGAUUUUUGACCCCGGAAUCGAUUUUUGAGCUAAAAAUGAGCUCUGGAGCAUUUUCUGAAUGAAAAAUUGGAUUCUGGAGUGAUUUUUGACUCCGGAAUCGAUUUUUGAGCCAAAAAUGAGCUCUGGAGCAUUUUUUGAAGGAAAAUUUGGAUUCUGGAGUAAAAAAUGAGCUCUGGAGCAUUUUCCGAGUGAAAAAUUGGAUUCUGGAGUGAUUUUUGACCCCGGAAUCGAUUUUUGAGCUAAAAAUGAGCUCUGGAGCAUUUUCUGAAUGAAAAAUUGGAUUCUGGAGUGAUUUUUGACUCCGGAAUCGAUUUUUGAGCCAAAAAUGAGCUCUGGAGCAUUUUUUGAAGGAAAAUUUGGAUUCUGGAGUAAAAAAUGAGCUCUAGAGCAUUUUUGAGCUAAAAAACUUGGAUUUCUAAUUAUUUUCAGUUGAAAGCCUAAUUUCGGCCUAAAAUCAGUCUAAGCUUUUUUGGGCUCAAAAUUUCCCAAUUUUCAUGCUGAAAAUCAAUUUCUGUCUGAAAUUUUCAGAUUUUUUUUCUGAAUUUACAUCUAAUUUUGCAGCCAUCAUAUUCAACAUUGGAAUUUCAACAAAAUGCUCAAGCUCAACAAAAGAACAGCUAUAAAAUGAAGCAAGAAAUGCGAAUGUCAAAACAAUGUAUUCGACAAUUGGAAGCGGCUCGAGCAAGAGCACGUUUAUUUGGAGAAGGAAAUGAGCAAGAAGAAACAUUUGAUAUUGUUAAUACCGAAGAAGGACCACAAGUGGUAUGAGCAAUUUGUGGGGUUGAAAAAUGAGCCAAAAAACGGUGAAAAUGCUCAAUUUUGAGCCUAAAUAUGUUGAAAUUCAUGAAAAUUGAGCCUGGAUAGGCCUAAAAGUGUUUUGGAGGGCCUAAAAGUACCUAGAAUUCUGACGAGCCUGAAAUAAAGGGUUUUCACCUGAGCAAGCCUAAUUUGAGCCUAAAAUUCAUGAAAAUGAGCCUGAACAGGUCUAAAAGUGUUUUGAAAGGCCUGAAAGUACCUAGAAUUUCGACAAGCCUAAAUAUAGGUAUUUUUAACAUGAGCAAGCCUAAAUUUUAUGAAAAAUGAGCCUGAGCAGGCCUAAGAAUCUUUUGAAGGGCCUAAAAGUACCUAGAAUUUUGACAAGCCUGAGCAAACCAAAUUAGCUUCUAUUUUUGCCAGGCCUAAAAUGAGCCUAAAAGAUUUUAGUAGGGUCUAAGAUUCAGCCUAAAUCUAAGGCCUAGAACGGGCCUGAGGCCUAAAUUUCCCCCAAAAAUCCAAAUUUUUUUGCAGAUUGCUCGAAAUGAUCCAGAAUGGAAAAUUCGAAAUCAAAAUUUGGAAGGAGCUGAAGCGGAGCCAAAAAAUGAUGAAAUUUAA
Molecule: messenger RNA, 8938 nt
Organism: Caenorhabditis angaria
Lineage: Eukaryota; Metazoa; Nematoda; Chromadorea; Rhabditida; Rhabditidae
Source: the annotation of a GenBank genome assembly